AUGGCUCCGAAGCGGCCCAAGAGCGGGGCUGGCGGCGGGCCUCCUGCAGCGCCAGGGGCUGGCUCCAAAAACUGGGAAGCCGGGCUGGUGACGGCGCGCCUGGAGGAGGAAAAUUGGAUUCCGAGCAUUGCCUUCAUCGUUGGGAACCAAAUUGAAGACGAGCUGCACAUGAAGGCUCUGUCUCUGGCCGUGCAGCUGCCCCAGCGGAGGCUCUUCAGCGUGAUCUCUUGGGAGCAGAUAUUGGAAGAGAUUAUGGAUGCUGGAAAUACGAAAGCCAAGAAAGUCAAAGAACAGACUCCAACACCUUUGUAUUCUGAGGUGUUAGAGGCAGCAAAAAGCAUUCUGGAUGCUGGAGAAUCGCUUCCCGUGACUCUGAUUGGCAAGUUAAUUAAAUAUCAAAUGCUUUGCAUCAAACAGAAGGAUCUGCUGAGACGGGGUGCUGAAAAGAAGCCAGCUGACGACCAAAAAGAGAAAGAGGAGAAGGGGAAGGGGAAAGGGAAGCCCGCCGGCAAGAAGGAGAAGCCCGCCAGCCCCAAGAAAGGAGGGAAAGGGAAAAAGGCGUCUGAUGCCCAGCAGCACGCGGGAGCAGCCGUGAAAAAGGAGACCAAGCUGAAGCGACGCGGAGAAGAAGACGAUACUGAUAAGUACAUCGAUGACGAGCCAGACGAUGGUGCUCAAUAUUAUUUCAUCCUUUGGGGUUUUCACUGCCCACAACUCUUGCCUAUCCUGUCCGAACUGGGUAUCAAUGUCGGAAGCAUCAUUCAGAUUUCUUCCGACAAUUACGAGCCCCUGCAGUCUUACCUGGAAUCCAUUUCACUGCCGGAAGACCCCCAUCUCGCACCAGAAGUGCUUGAAGCUGAAAAAAAGAAGAAGGAACAGGUGGUGAAGGACCUGAAACAUUUCUGGAAGUACUUAGAACCCGUUCUGGACAGCGGAAAGCCGGGAUCGAACCUUUUUCAGAUUGCUAGACUCCAUCACCUCAUCAAGGAGUCAACCUUUCCAGCUGACUGGGCUAAUUAUGAUAUGAUGCUCGAAUUCGGGGCGGAGAUCUUCGAAACCGUCGCCUGCUUGAUGUACGACUGCCUGGACUGGAGGAGGCAACAUCAGCACUACUUGAAAUCCACCAGGUUUAUCAACGUUCCGGUCGUCGAAAAGAAAAGCAAGUCUGCGUUCGCGGAGGGACAUCCUGCAGCUCCAACUACACCUUCAAGGAAAAAACAGGCCGCAGAAGAGCAUGUCGCUGCACGGGUGUUAACCACAGAUGUGGACAUGAGAUAUUACAACGAUUUGCUGAGCCCAGUCCCCGAAGAACUUGUUUCGGUUCCUUUGAUAGUUCAUUGCAUGGUGGAACAGGUUGUCGCAUCAGAAGAAAACCUGACUCCCCCCAGUUUGGUCGUUCCGGAGCCGCGUGAAGAUGGGCUGCACCACUCCAUCGCCAAGCACAUUGUUUCAAUCUUGCCUUCCCUCGCCCUUUCUGACUGUGAAAAGAAGGAUUUGUACAGCUCCUUCUAUCCCGAAAGUCAAGAAAAGGCAACGUCUCACAAAGGCCCCGUGAUCCUGAAUUAUCAUGAUGUGCUGUCUCAGAAGUUGCACUUCUUAAAGGCACCGGAUGGUUUAGACCUAGCCGAGAUUGAACGUGAAAUGAUGAGCAAGCUGCCUCUCUUCGACCUCCUUAAAUUUCCUCUCCCGUCCCCUGAGAGCAAUACCAAGCGCCUAGCCAGGCUUCACGAGCUGAUGCACUAUUGUACCAAUGAGCAGCUGAACUGGACCGAAGUAGAGCGAGCUUUUAAAAUAUUCACUUUCGAAAGUCUGAGGCUGACAGGAGUCGAUGACACUGGGCAGCUGGAAGGUUCCGGCAAAAUGCUCGGCGGAGAUUUCGAGGUGCCUUACAUCCCGUGGGAUAAUCCUGUGAGGUUUGCUAAGCAACUGAGAGAGCAGGGCAGCAGCCGCAGCAGCAGGCGAAUGUCGAUGAGGAGUGAACGGAGCAAAUCAGGUGAUACCGGAAGUGUCAUGGAUGGUUGUGAGAGCAUUUUGUCUGGUUCCCAUGGAAACAAGGGAAUUCCAGAGGUAGAAUUAGAAGACAUACGGAAGACCCAACAGCGGUGUUUGAACGACUGGAGUUUCGCCGAACAUUUUGAACCGCAUAUCCUUUUCCAGGUCCUUCACAACGCGACCCAGAAUUACCGGUGCAUCGACUCUUAUUACCACACUCAAGAUAACUCCUUGCUGUUAGUCCUCCAUAAUCCCAUGAACCGCCGUCUUCAAUUUCAGGAGACCUGGCAGGUGGCGUUGUACUCCGACGUUGGUUUCAGGAAUUAUUUGGAAUUAGUAGCUGACUCUAUUCGCAAGUGGAUGCUUCAAGAAGAAGUCAAAUACCAGGAAGAAAAAUUGGCGAAGGAGCUGGAAGCCCUUAGGUUGGCUAAAGAGUUGGCAGAAAAACCUCCAGUUGAAGUCAAGUCUCCGCCACCCGGAAGGAAAGGUUCUGCCGCUUCCAAGAAAAGCAAAGACACAUCCAAAAGUAAAGCAGAAGUUUCCCCAGAGCCUCCCCCGCCGGAGAAAGAAAAAAGCAUUUUUGUCAGAGACGACUCUCUCAAGGCUUGGAAGGAAGAGCAGGAACGGCUGCUGGAAGAAGAACGGCUGAAAGAACUCAAAAAAGCCGAGAAGAAGGAAAAAGCUGGUGGCAAAAAAAAGGGCCAGGGUAAGGAGGCGCCUAUCCCCGAAGAAGGAAAGACUUCUAAGAAGAAAACAUCCAAGGACAAAUCCAAAUCGCCCUCUAAAUCUCCAGAGUCAAAUAAAUCGCCAGAGCCUGAAGAUCAGGCAAAGUUGCAGAAACAGAGUAAACAGAUUAUUCCUCCUCCUCUUCCUCCCCCUGCCAAGACUUACGAGUUUCUUGGAUAUAAUAUGGGAGAGAACCCCAUUCAAGUGACAGGGACUACUCAGUAUCUCUUCCCUUCGGAUGGAGGGCAAAUCCAGGUAGAAAAGAUAACGUUUGUAAAAGGAUCCACUUUUGUCAAAGUGAAGGUGGCGAAGGACAACCACAACUUCUUCGUUCAUAUCAUAGACCCCAAGGAAAUUCCGAAAGAGAGCAAAGAUGAUCAAGGAAGCAGCCACUCCCUGGAAGAGCAACAAACUGAGCCAGAAAAACCAGUAGAUCAAGAUAAAGAUGUGAGUAAAUUUGGAUCGUUUUCUGCCACCUUAGAAAAUGAUAUUCAUCUGUCUUUCAGUUGCUACGGACCUGACGGAAAAGCCCCAGAUAAGAAAGAUCCCGAUUUAGCAGCCGUUUUGUCCUUCCCUUCGGUAAACGUGCCCACCACGUCCACCUUCAACACCUCAGCUGUCUCUUCUGCCAGUGUUCCCACGCCAGGAAAGACCAAACCUUCGAAAGAGAAAUCCGCUAAAUCCUUACAGUCGAGCAAAAUGGGCUCUCGCCUCACAGUUACUGGAUCGCCGGAAGACUUUACAAAGCAAGAAGAGAAAAAGGUGGAAGUAGAGGAGCCAGUCCAGCCGCAGACGCCAGCCACGCCGGAAGCCCGUGCUUUCAAUACUUUGAAUGUGUCCUGUCCCAAUGGCUUGGUACUGACCUUCAUUGGUAAAAAAUUCCCAGAUGAAGAAAAGGGAGACAAGAGCAAGAGCAGCGAUAAAGAAUGCAAAGUGGAGGAGACUAAGUCGGAUGAGGUCAAAGCCGAUGAAGUCAAGGCCCAAGAGCCCAAGGGGGAGGAACUGGUCAAGGUCAACGAAGCCGUCGCAAGCAAGACCCAGGCAGCUGGAGACCAGGCCGAGGAGGCCAAAGCCGCCGAUACACCUGCAGUUGACAGUGCCCUAAAGGAUGGGGCUAGUGAAGGCAAGGCUGAAGCUGAAGCCGAGGCAGCCCCGGCGGACGAGAAGGAGUUACUCUUUGAAAUUCUCACUAGGCAGACUUAUCCGCAACGAGUGAAGCAUUCGCAGAUGCAGAACCCAGUGAAGAAACCGGUAGAACAGGAGGUGUCUAGAGUUACUACCAGACAAGGGACUGUCGUAAAAUACAUGCUGGAUGGGUCCACCCAGAUUUUGUUUGCGGAUGGCACUGUGAUUAGAAGUCCUGAUUCUGGUCCUGUGAUGCCGCCUCCCCCGCCGCCAAGUACACCACACACAGAGGUCACUCCUCCUGAGCCAAGCACAAAGAAGAAGAAAGGCACCAGAGGUGCAAAGACAGAAACAAUUGAAAUCGUCGUUCUGGAUCACAUGUUGGAUAGCGAACAGUCCCCCGAUUCCCUGGCAGGCACCUGGAUAACGACUACCCCACUGGGUGUUCAGGUGGGCACUAAGGGGUCCGAGAGACUGGACCUGAAGCCGCUGCUGGCCUACCGGGCCACUGAUCCAGUGAAUGGAACGGUCAUGACGAUGAGGGAAGACAGGGUGGUUAUAGUAGAGAAAACGGACGGUUCCAGAAUAGUAGAUCAUGCCGACGGCACCAGGAUAACCACUUUCUUCCAAGAGUGUAAUGAAAUUGUGCCUGGUAGCAGUGACGAAGCAGAAGCUGAGCCCCAAAUAAUCACAAGGCAGGUGAAGUGCAUCCGUGUGGAGCAUCCAAACUUUGCGACUAUCAUAACCAACUCUGAGGACAGCACCUGCUGCGCCAUCUUUGCCGAUGGGACCUCAAUCAUCUCAAAGCCACAAGGGACGUAUCAAGUGCUGCCGAUGAACAAAGGCCACCUGUUCAUCGAUGAACACUGUACUGCCGUUUACUUACCAGUGGCAUUUGACGAAAGUGGAUACGAGCUUGUUUCCCAUAAGGGGAGCCACGAGAUAGGGAAGUACAUUAUGAAGCAUGACUCCCCCGUCGCCUGCAAGAUGAUGGAUCCUGCGGGAAACAUUUUCAAGGUGAUGGCUGAUGGCAGCACAUCCGAAUACAUUGAAAGCUGUGAUUCCGAAUAUCAUUCUGAAUACGAACCCACAGAAGUUCAGACGCCAGUCAUAUACGGGGAACACACGCCCAGGUUCUUCAUUGUCCACGCUGACGGCUCAGGGACUGAACUCCUCCGUACCAAGGACACAGACGAAUAUCUGUCUUUGGCUUACGGUGACCCUGUGACAGCCGUUCUGCAGGAGCCAAUACAAGAAUGCCCAGGCAUCCUGAGCAUCACUGUCCUCUGCCCUUUGACGGAUGCCUCUCGAUGGGUGAUGAAGAGAGACUCUGCCAAUAUUAUUCUGUAUAAUCUCCAGUCAAGGGACUGGGAGAAUUUCCCUCCAGUUGAGAGAAAGAUUCCAGGCCCUCCUUUUGGAACGCGUGCGUGGAAAGGCCUGGACAUAGAAUUUAAAGAGUUAGCAACUUCCCCUCCACCCAUAAAGAAAAACCCAAAGGUACUCCAGAUUCGUCGACUGAUCCAGUACGAGCCAGUGAGCGACGAGAGGAGAAUCCUACUGCAGCUUUCUGUCAAGGCGUACAUAGAGAAUGUCAUAAAGCAAGAAGAUGAGAUGCAAGAAAUGGUUAUUAAGGAUCCAAGAACAGAAGAGGAGAGGAAAAAUGCUGCAGACCUUCUCAAACUAGUGAUGUCGUUCCCGAGCGCAGAAGAAUCUUCGGAAGAUCUCAGCAGUGGAUCUCAGAUCGCCGAACUGUACGAGCAAGCCUUGUCUUCGCACUUCCAAACUCUUCCACCAAAGAGGACAGAAGAAUAUUGGCAGAGAUUCUGUCAGGAAGAGGCGGAGAAGGUAACUUCCUGGCAGAUCAAAUUGGCACAGAACAGGCAGGAAAUCGAGGAUGGGAAGAAGUGUCUCAUGUGCUUGAGGAACAAAGAUAUCCCCCCUUAUUUCAGAUCGGAAUUCGGCAUAGAGUUUUUGCAGAAGAAGACUUCAGACUUCAAACAGCUUUCGAAAAUGCUCCCGCCGUUUCCAAAGCCAUCAAAGAAAGCGUGCCUGUUGGAAACCAUUACACAGUCCUGUGAAACUAAAACUACUGAAAGCAGCUUAGAAAUCCAAAACAACUCCAUCUCCAAACAAUAUUCCGACGACCUCUUCAAUCUCUCGUGGAUCUCUUCAGUCCGUGCCGAAAUCUUUCCAGAUCCCCCCUCACACGAGAAAUCACAUCUCUUUUCUUGCUCAUCAGAUGAAGGUGACAAUUUAUCGGCGUAUUUCUUCAAACCACCCCUCCGGUCUCUGCUAGUGAAUGCUGCAGGAUUCCCGAGAAAAGGGAAGGUGCAAUUGCCCUCCUACAUCGAGGAAACCAAGCGAGAAGCUUUUUACAGUAAGAAGCACAGCGAUCCUGUUUCCGGGAAAGUCAACACAUCUUCUGUCGCGAAAUCAUCAAAAACGCUGUCCUCCUUCCUCCUCACCCCGCCAAAGGUCAAAUUUGGGGUUCUCAAGGAAGGCUGCACUUACUCCACUACGGUGGUCCUGAAGAACAUUGGAGUUGAUUACUGCAGGUUUCGGGUGCAACAACCACCGCCCUCUACUGGACUGCGUGUGAUUUACCUUCCAGGACCCGUGGCUGCUGGACUGCAGACAAAACUGGAAAUCGAGAUAUUUGCCAUGGCCAUCGGGCUGGACGGGAGCCAGGGCAUGGGUGAGAUUCACCACCGACUUGAAAUCCAUACGGAGACAGAAAUUCUCUACUUGCCUGUGGAGGCAAAUAUCCUUUUGCAGUCCCUCUCUUUCUCCCUCGCCGCUUUCUGUCAACAGGUGGGACGAAAUAAAGAGAUCUUCAGUCUUCGGACCGCGCCGAACAGCGGCAUCUACGACAACAGGCCCCCGGACUACCCUCAGGAGGGCAAGGCAGACUCGGUCCGGCUGGUUUCGACAAGCCCCAUCUCUCAUUCCAGGGCAACGCUUCCUUACAAGCUCCUGGAUAAAAACAGAUCAUGGGGGAGCCUAAACGAAACUCCAGCCACGUGA
Messenger RNA from Heteronotia binoei (common prickly gecko), 6867 nucleotides. RefSeq names its product sperm associated antigen 17 (gene SPAG17). Gene Ontology annotation, cellular component: axonemal central apparatus. The coding region runs from base 1 to 6867 and encodes 2288 amino acids. The transcript is spliced from 49 exons. The record is from RefSeq and is a predicted model, not a curated record. Gene Ontology annotation, biological process: epithelial cilium movement involved in extracellular fluid movement; axonemal central apparatus assembly. NCBI's taxonomy places the organism in Eukaryota, Metazoa, Chordata, Lepidosauria, Squamata, Gekkonidae.